AUGGCGGCCGUAGGUCAAAUCUCGACGGGAAUGAUGGUGGAUCGUACUCUCUCCUCCUCCUCCUCCAGGAACAUUGGAGCUGCUGUGCCGCCAUCAUUCCGGCGUACGCUAAUCGGCGCCGGCGGUAAAUCUGGUUUGGCUAACCGUCAAUGGUCUCUCUCCGUCAGAUCGAAUAGUAUCACUGAUGAUAGCCGGAGAGUUAAGGUUUAUGCAGAAAAUGGCGCUUUCGAUUUGGGAGUGAUGGAUUCUCCAGCUGAUUCGUAUAAAUUUGCGGAACCAAGAACAAGAACAAGUAACAAUGAUUCAACGAGGAAGACGAAGAUUGUGUGUACGAUUGGACCUUCCUCCAGCUCUCGGGAAAUGAUCUGGAAGCUCGCGGAAGCAGGAAUGAACGUGGCUCGUUUGAAUAUGUCUCAUGGAGAUCACGCUUCUCACCAGAUAACUAUUGAUCUUGUGAAAGAAUACAACUCUCAGUUUGUAGACAAAGCCAUUGCUAUCAUGUUGGAUACAAAGGGUCCUGAGGUUCGAAGCGGUGAUGUACCUCAGCCGAUAUUUCUUGAAGAGGGACAAGAGUUUAAUUUCACCAUCAAGAGAGGUGUCUCGCUUAAAGACACAGUCAGUGUAAAUUAUGAUGAUUUUGUAAACGAUGUUGAAGUUGGGGACAUACUUUUGGUGGAUGGUGGGAUGAUGUCGCUUGCUGUGAAAUCAAAGACGAGCGAUUUGGUGAAAUGUGUUGUUAUUGACGGUGGAGAGCUUCAAUCUAGACGUCACUUGAAUGUUCGAGGAAAGAGUGCGACUCUUCCUUCCAUAACAGAUAAAGAUUGGGAAGAUAUUAAGUUUGGAGUGGACAACCAAGUUGAUUUCUAUGCAGUUUCUUUUGUUAAGGAUGCUAAAGUUGUUCAUGAGUUGAAGAACUAUCUCAAUUCCUGCAAUGCUGAUAUAUCGGUGAUUGUGAAAAUCGAAAGUGCAGACUCUAUAAAGAAUCUUCCUUCUAUCAUAGCUGCUUGUGAUGGGGCGAUGGUUGCUCGUGGAGAUCUUGGAGCCGAGCUUCCCAUUGAAGAAGUCCCAUUGUUACAGGAAGAGAUAAUCAGAAGGUGUAGAAGCAUUCAUAAACCAGUGAUUGUCGCCACAAACAUGCUAGAGAGUAUGAUUAACCAUCCAACACCUACAAGAGCUGAAGUCUCUGACAUUGCAAUCGCAGUACGUGAAGGUGCUGAUGCAAUCAUGCUUUCUGGUGAAACCGCACACGGAAAGUUUCCGUUGAAAGCUGUUAACGUGAUGCAUACCGUGGCGUUGAGAACUGAGGCGAGUCUACCUGUUAGAACCUCAGCACUCCGCACCACUGCUUACAAGGGUCACAUGGGACAAAUGUUUGCUUUUCAUGCUUCGAUAAUGGCGAAUACACUGAGCACACCGUUGAUUGUGUUCACAAGAACUGGCUCCAUGGCAGUGCUUCUAAGCCAUUACCGCCCGUCCUCAACAAUUUUCGCCUUCACAAACCAGAGAAGGAUAAUGCAAAGGCUGGCUCUUUAUCAAGGUGUCAUGCCUAUAUACAUGGAGUUCUCUGAUGAUGCUGAAGAUACAUACACUCGGUCUCUGAAACUCUUACAGGAUGAGAAUAUGCUCAAGGAAGGACAACAUGUAACGCUUGUUCAAAGCGGUGCACAACCAAUUUGGCGUGAAGAGUCAACACAUCUCAUACAAGUCCGUAAGAUAAAGAUAGGUUGA
Microthlaspi erraticum is the source of this 1728-nucleotide messenger RNA. The record is from the annotation of a GenBank genome assembly. Lineage: Eukaryota; Viridiplantae; Streptophyta; Magnoliopsida; Brassicales; Brassicaceae.